AUGGAGCGUGAAGAAACUCGCGCCGAUUGGGCGCGUGCAAGCCUGCCACGGCAUCGAAUUCGCCGGGACUACAUAAUGGAAGAUGGCUACGCGGCCUUCGAGCGCCUGAACACGGAGGCAGAGCUUCGCUCCGUCUUCGUGGUGGAGUUCGUUGCAGCCGAUGGCAGCCUCGAGAGUGGCAUUGAUGGAGGCGGAUUGUUUAAGGAGUUCAUGAUUCUUGUUUGUCGUGCCGCCUUGAGUCCAGAAUAUGGUCUCUUCGCGGCGUGCAGUGAUCAGACAGUCUACCCCUUCACCAAUUCCGCAGUUCUGCACAAGAACGCACCGCAACUUUACCGUUUUCUGGGCAAGGUCAUUGGGAAAGCCAUCUACGAGCAAAUGCUGCUGGAACACCAGUUCAACCGUGCCUUCCUCAACAGAAUGCUGGAGAGGUUUGGAGAUGCAGAGGAGAGCUGUCAGCUGAUGAGACUGAUCCUUCAGAAGCCUGAAAGGUGA
Symbiodinium pilosum is the source of this 492-nucleotide messenger RNA. Lineage: Eukaryota; Dinophyceae; Suessiales; Symbiodiniaceae. The record is from the annotation of a GenBank genome assembly.